AUGUCAUUGACAGACUGCUGCAGCACAGGUUUUAAACACGAGGGAACCCCAGACGGAACUAUCUCCACCAUCGGUGGACUUGAGACAUACUCGGUUGGCGCCGAGUACGGCUGGGAAAAGAUCGUGGUAAUCUUUACCGAUAUCUUUGGCCACAAAUUUCUCAACAACCAGCUUCUCGCUGACCAAUUGUCCAAGAGUGGAAAGUUUCAGGUGUUAAUUCCUGACAUUUUGGAGGGUGAUCCCAUUGCAGACUUUGGAAGCUUUGAUGCAAAGACAUGGAUUCCUAAACACAACCAUGAUAGAAUUAAGGGAAUUGUCGACCCAUUUUUGAAGCAGAUUGUGGAAAAGGAGCAGCCCAAGGCCAUUUAUGGAAUUGCUCAUUGCUUUGGUGCUCCACAGGUUUUUAGGCAAUUGACCAAAGAUGGCUAUUUGACUCGCGGAGCUGUAGCCCAUCCAUCUAUGGUCACCAAGGAAGACUUGGAAAAGGUGGAAAAGCCACUUUUGAUCUCUACUGGUCCGGAUGACGCAGCAUUUGGACGUGAGCUUCGCAACCAGACAAUUGACAUUUUGACGGAAAAGGACGUGAUUUUCCAAAUGGACAUCUUUUCUGGAGCUGAUCAUGGCUAUCAAGUCCGUGGAGAUAUCACUGUGCCUCGGAUCAAAUAUGCCAAGGAAAAGACGACCUACGACCAGGUGGCAUUUUUCAGCCGUUUAUAG
Molecule: messenger RNA, 717 nt
Organism: Meyerozyma guilliermondii ATCC 6260
Lineage: Eukaryota; Fungi; Ascomycota; Pichiomycetes; Serinales; Debaryomycetaceae
Exons: 1
Coding region: 1-717 (238 amino acids)
Molecular function (GO): hydrolase activity
Source: RefSeq, a predicted model, not a curated record